This is a messenger RNA of Stegostoma tigrinum, 3327 nucleotides long. Its product is annotated as probable G-protein coupled receptor 174. Gene Ontology annotation, biological process: positive regulation of Rho protein signal transduction; phospholipase C-activating G protein-coupled receptor signaling pathway. Gene Ontology annotation, cellular component: membrane. Bases 519 to 1484 code for a protein of 321 amino acids. The record is from RefSeq and is a predicted model, not a curated record. Lineage: Eukaryota; Metazoa; Chordata; Chondrichthyes; Orectolobiformes; Stegostomatidae. Gene Ontology annotation, molecular function: G protein-coupled receptor activity. The transcript has 4 exons.
UUUCAGAGCUAGCAGUUUGUUUGUACAAGGUGUCGGGAAAGGAAGGGAGAGUGAUGAUUUCUUUGCUGGGUCUCUCUAAAUUCUCCUUCCCCUUCCUGGAGACUCAAGUCGCUUUCACGGACACCAGCAAUCCUCCAGAAUCCAGCCCCGAUCGCUGUUCCUGUGUGCGUGCGGAGUCAGUCACAGCUCACGCACGGAGAUAUCAGGGCGAAGGUACGCUCCCGCAUCAACUGGAACACGAACAAAACUCCGCUAUUUCAGUUUCUCCCUUUAGAUGUCACCAGAUUGAAAAAAAAAUAGGUGACUCUAUAGAGUGAUUUCACGGAGAAGUGAGAGGGAUCCAUUGUGAAAGAUUUCCCGGGAGCCAGAAUGACCAGCCACUUCCUCCCAACUCUUUACCACUGUAAGAUCACAUCAGGUUUCGGAUCUGCUGGUGGGACAGGACGUACCCAGCAACACAGUUUGUGCAGUUGGAAAGGCACUCCUCCGAAAGAAAAGAAAUCUGACAUCACGGAAAGAUGUUCGUCAAUACCAGUCUGUGCGAAGACGAGCAGGAGCACUGGAAAAAUGAGCUAACUUUGUAUGCAGUUAUCUAUGGAAUAAUCCUUAUCCCUGGCUUCUUUGGAAAUAGUGUGGCCUUGUGGGUAUUAGUCGGAAACAUCAAAAGGGAGAAGAAGGCAGUGAUAUUCAUGACAAACCUAGCUCUCGCUGACUUGGCUCAUGUGUUGUCCUUGCCCUUGAGGAUCUUUUACUACAUAACGCAAAACUGGCCAUUUGGAAAAUUCAUGUGUUUGUUCUGUUUCUACCUAAAGUUUCUCAACAUGUAUGCUAGCAUCUUAUUUCUAGUCUGUAUCAGCAUCCAGCGUUGCAUAUUCCUUAUCCACCCCUUCAAGUACAGCAGCUGGAGGCGCCGGUAUGAUGUGGCCCUGAGUAUUAUUGGAUGGCUGAUCGUCAUCCUGAUGUGCCUUCCAUUCCCCGUCAUGCGGAACACUGAGUCGUUCAACAGCUCACAAUGUUUUGCCGAUCUCCCCAUGAAGCAAGUCAACCUGGGAUCUUCCAUAUUGAUGCUUACAGCAGCAGAGCUCCUGGGCUUUGUGGGGCCCAUCUGCAUCAUUUUCACCUGCACCUGGAAGACUGCACAGUCACUGAAAGAGAAGAGUACAGUCCCCAACAAUCGAGGUGGAAAGAGGGCUUUAAAGCUGCUCUUGAUGUGUGCAACUGUGUUCCUCAUUUGCUUCGCUCCGUAUCACAUAUUCUUCCUGCUGAACCAGUUGAGAAAGUUAAAGCUCAUUGCAAACUGCAGUGCACGGAAGAAUAUCCAGAUCUUGCAUUCAGUGACACUGUGCUUAGCCAGCAUGAACGCCUGUUUGGACCCUUUCAUCUACUAUUUUGUCACCGCGGAGUUCAGAGAGCAACUUUCACGGACCAGCAGCUUCCUCGUAAGGAGCCGACACUUGAGCAGAGAAAGUACCACGAGUCGAUAAUCUCAAGUUUUGGACAAAUUGUUUGAGGUUUCUCUUUUUCACUGCUCCAUCUUGCAACUGUUCGCCACUGGCUGUUCCGGAUAUCGUUGAGUCAGAAGUCACUGUAUCGGUGCAUCUUAGGGCGAGUCAGUGUUUAAAGUACUAUUUGUUUUGCAGCAAUUGUUUAACCCAUUCCCGGCGAGCUGCCUGAAAUGGUUGCAGCAAGAAAUGUAGCGACCAGGAUAAAUCACCAAUGGUCUAUUUGUUUUACUUUAUUAAUUUUGCUUCAUGUGCACCCUGCAUGCGAAGCAAAAUGCAGGAUGUACUUCUUUACGUUCAUCCAUAACAAAAUAUGUUUGCAAUGUAGCUUUCAUAUAAACUCCUGGACUGCGAUUCUACUGGUUUAAUAACGUGCAUGAUAGGAGAUUAUCAGCGACUUUCUCAAUACAUUUUACUGUCCAUUAACCAUGCACUGCUGUGUAAGCAGAGUCACCUAUUCUGGUUGGAAGCUGAUCAAAAUAAUAAUUAAUGGUGAUCAUUCUAAACAGCAAACGGAUGAACUGGUGAUUCUAACAGCGUGUAAUGCAGUGUGUGAACUGCAGGUUUAUGGACAUGUGAACAUAAAACAUUAGGAGCAGGAGUAGGCCACCUAGCUCUUGAGAUUGCUGCAUCAUUUAGUCCGAUUAUGGUGGAUCUGAUUUGUGAUCUUAACUCCAGUUUCCUACCUGCUUCCAAUAAUUGCUGAGUCACUUGUUAAAAUUUUGCUUCAGUUCAAAAGAACUCCAAACUGAUUCAAAUCUGGUGAUGUUCACAGGGCAGAAGCAGGGUUGGGUGUUCUGCUCAAAUGUGCUGCAGAUGCUGGAAACCUAGAAACUCAAGUACUUCAGUCAUUCACUAGAGCUGCUUUUUGUAAUCAUGUGUAAGGUUAAAUAUGUCUCUGCAGUCAUGAUGAACUUCCCUUGAAUUUCGAGGCAAAUCGAAACGAAAACUAAAAUAGCCAUCAAACAGUGGAGCAAAACAAAGGAUCUAGCUAUUUCUGGGUUUUUUUGCCUUAUUUUGUUGCUGUUAUUUUGUCUCCAAUGUCCUUGUCAAUAAAACUGCCACUUGCUAAUUUCCAAACUAGUGCAAAGAAAUUUGAGUUGACCUUAAUCAACAAGAUUCAGAUCCUAACUAUUCCCCUCAUCUAGACAAUGAAAUGUUGCAGAUAUCACAAAUAGAACAGCCUUUGGCCCACAACAUUGUGCUGAAUUUUUACCCUAACCCUAAGUUCUAUCUAGACUCCACCCUUAGCUUAUACUUAAGCCAUCAGCUGUGUUCAGGCUACGUGGGACUUGAACCAACAACCUUCUGACCUGAAGUCAGACAUGUUAUCUUUUACGCCAGUGGCCCUAAUUGCUACAGCCAAAGCACAUAGCACAACUCAACCACUUGAACAUGUUCUGCCAUACAUUCAGGUGAACAUUAACUCCAUUUGUCAUCCUUUUACUUGCUGACCUUUGAUACCUUUUGCCUAAGUAAAAUUUGUUGAUCACAGUCCUGGAGAUUUUAGUUGACCCAUCGUAUGACCUGAGGCGUUGCAUCUUCCCAGCCACACUAUAGUUAAACCACAAGUAACUUGUCAUUGGUUAAAAACAUUUGAUUUCUAUUCUGCAACUGAAUCCAUCAAUAAUUUCCAAAAUUCAAACCAGUUGCAGUUGGUAUUCAGACAGAAUUCAGCUACAGAGUGUGCAUUGCACAUGACAGUGUAAUGUUCCCACUUCAUUUUGUACGGCAGGCAGACUUAAUUUGUUGUCGGCCGCACAACAAGUAGAUGUAUAGAUUUAAGUUUGCUAUGUUUUAGACAUUACACAUGAAAUGUUUGUAU